CUCAACCUGCCCAGGUCGACGUAGGCAGGUGUUUGUAGAGAACGAUCCAAUCUACCGGCCGUUGUUGCCAGCCGCGUUCGCAUCGCGUCGGAUUCUCUCGUCCAUCGUGGAUUUCCUGAGGUCACUUCGAGGUCACAGUGUCGAAACGAGAGGACAGGGUGACGGAACGGAGCUCGGAGCACCGCGAGCGGGAGUGCCGUCGAAAGGGUCGCGUUGGCGGGGCCCGGCCGGGAUUUAUGGAACCACCCCAUGGAUAGUAACAUGUCAACCGCCGCCUUCAUGCAUCGGUCGGGUGGCUCCUCCAGCGCGUCAAGCGCUGGCACGGGAUCGUCGACCGGUGGAGGUCCUGGGAACCCGGCAGGAGGCGGCAGGAUGGCCGUCAUCGGCGUGACCAGAAAUGUACGACUGAGGCGUCGCGGUAAUGCCGGCUUUGGUUUCUCAUUACGAGGUGGACGCGAAUACGCCGCCGGAUUUUACGUCAGUGACGUUCAACCGGGUGGCGAGGCUCAUAGAAAUGGAUUGAGGGUAGGCGAUCAAAUCCUGAGGGUGAACGGUUACCCGGUGGAGGACGCCGUCCACCAGGAGGUCGCGCUUCUGGCAAAGAAUCAGCAAGUCCUGGUGCUCAAAAUUCGAAGCGUUGGGAUGAUACCCGUAAAAGACAAUCCAAACGAUCCGGUUACCUGGCACAUGGUACAGCAACAGCAACAGCAGCUGCAAUACAACGAAACUGGUUUAGGCGGUAUACCAAGCGCAGAAGUCAGAAUUCGGAUUCUCGUCGGCGAGAAAGGUCGUCUGGGCUGCGGCGUUUGCAGAGGCAUCGUACCUGGUCUCACUGUUCAGGGCACGAGGGAAGGCGGUCCCGCGCGAGCGGCAGGUCUGAAGGCCGGCGACGUGAUAAUCUGGUGCAACGGACAACGACUUACCGAUCUUCCGUUCGAACGAGCCAUUGAAGUGAUGCGCAGCUCGGCGAUCCUCGACCUCGUGGUGCAACGACCCACGUCUCCCAAUCACCUUUACGACUGUCCCGAGCCAUUGUGGACCCGCGGGAUGCAUCAGCGAUAUCCGCGCGACGAUGCCUGCAACAGAAAUGGCAGGAUAUGCUGCCCCCUCGCCCUGUCGACCACCAGCUGCAGUUCUUCGGAGUGGACGCACGUGGAUCAGGCGCCGGAAUGGUCGCGUAAACCGAAUAACACAACCGUGAUUCGUGUUAAUCAGAGCUCGAACCAGAACCAGAAUCACCGGCCUAUACUGGGCGGGCAGUACCAUUUCAAUCCGCGUGGCAAUUACGACGAUGACAUCGAUAACGAGCCACUUUACGACCCCGUGGCGCCCAGGAUUGACUAUGAGGUGCAUGAUUUCGACGCGAAUCCACGAGACGAGGCCAAUCGGCGGCUGGCCUAUCGGCGAGAUAACGCGAGGCAGCAGGACGUGAUUUAUGACGGGCCUGCGGACGACUUACCCAUGUAUCAUGGCUCCAAAGAGAACGACCAAGUGGUCGGCAAUCGAUUGACGGAUCUGCAACUCAUGCAGCGACAGAGCGAAGCCGAGAGGAAGACGAUAACGACCGUAGAGGUGCAUCAGUCGGUUUGUCCACCUGCACCUCCGCCGCCGCUUCCUUACAAAUGGCCAGCAGAGACCAAACCAAUGAACGCCAUGGGCAUGCAAAUGGGCAGCACCAUGUCGAUGGGCAGCACCGGCUCGACGGAGACCGAGUCAAGCCUUGAGUCGUCCUGCAGCAAGGAUUCCGCGUCGACGUCGUCAUCUCUGUCAACAUCGUCCUGCGAGCCGGCAUCCACCGUUUCUUACGGAUCGGCGAUCGGUGGCGGAUCCUCCAGCGUUACCAGCAAAACGACGGAAACUUCGACAGCCACAUACGCGACGCCGCGCAAGGAUGUCGCCAGGACGUCGCCGAUCGCCAGCACCGAUCUGAGCACCGCCAUCACGCAGGAGUUACAGAGGCGAGCGCAGCAGAGGAUGAAUAAUGCUGCUAAAGCAGAAACGCUAAAGGAAAAAACUCCGGAUAAUCGCAAGCCUCAGAAUCCUGAAACUUUGAGAUCGCAGGAGCAAAAAGUCGCACACGAUAAGCUGAUGGAGGAGUUUAAACGUGCACACCAAAAGAUGUUCAAUUCUGCUCAACAAAAAACGCAGUCCUCGGAACAGGUGCCCAAAGAAGUUCAGGAGAAGGAACAGCAGAAGAGAAUGCUCAAUGAGACAACAGCAAUAGUGUCGACAACAGCAAGUCCUCCGGUGCCACCGCCAGCGCCUCCGCUUCCGCUUCCUUCUAAAAAUCGGAACAGCGACGACUCGGUGGAAAUGCAAAGCAUCGAAUCGUUCAAGCUGAAGGAGACGCCCAAUACAGUGCCGAAACCACCGCCAACGUACUUCCCAGUGACGAGCCCUUCCUCGACGAACAAUAGUCCGCGACACGUUGGUACUGCAAGCAAGAUUCCCAAGGACGCCGCAACGAGCCCCGUUGCGGAACUCGCAAAGAACUCGGCUACGCCGAUCUCGCCGACCAACAGUGCUCAGCCUUCAAAGUUACCCAGCGGCAAGGUGGCCAUCAGGAUAGGGUCGUACGAGGGUGAGACGAAACAGCCAUCCAGGUUGGAAUUCUUGCCGCAACAGCCAAGUCGCGACAAAAACAGCGUUGACGACUCGGACAAUAGCCCUGUCGUAUCCAGGCUGCAGAACGAGCUUGCCGCGACCCUGCAGAGGUCGAACCUCAGAAGAAAGACUGAAGGCGAAAAUCAGUCGCCCGUGAAGACUAUUCAUGAGAACGCUGUGACAUCCAGCAAUGAAACAACGAAUCCAGAGCCAAACAAGCUUCUUCAGAGCAAUAUCGAGAAACUUGCUUCCGCUCUCAGCAACAAAGUCACCAUUAAAGUGAAUCCGGAAAAUAAUAGUCGAUAAGAAUCGAGUCGAAAAGACGUAGCAACAAUCAUCUUGUAUCUUCGUAAAUUUUGUACAUUUUUGCACGUUUCGCUAACACUAUUUCGACUUAAUUAUAUAAGUGAAAAGGCGCUCUCCCUAUUGGUGAGGUUCUUUUACACGUACAUGUUUUUAUAUCUUAUUUAUUAUCGUAUUAUACACCGAAAGUAAGGAGCUAAUUCUUAUUAAUCGAGACGAGGUUUCACGACCAGUAUUUAUCGCGUAGUCUUAAAUGUAAUCUACUGCGGCUAUGUACGAAUCUUAACGUAAAAUUCGACGAAAUGUUGAAUGUUUAAAUAAAAUCGACGACACACAUAUAAUA
Molecule: messenger RNA, 3250 nt
Organism: Trachymyrmex cornetzi
Lineage: Eukaryota; Metazoa; Arthropoda; Insecta; Hymenoptera; Formicidae
Exons: 15
Coding region: 250-2910 (886 amino acids)
Cellular component (GO): plasma membrane; stereocilium tip; cilium
Molecular function (GO): protein binding
Source: RefSeq, a predicted model, not a curated record